Molecule: messenger RNA, 309 nt
Organism: Plasmopara halstedii
Lineage: Eukaryota; Oomycota; Peronosporomycetes; Peronosporales; Peronosporaceae
Product: amine oxidase
Exons: 2
Coding region: 1-309 (102 amino acids)
Molecular function (GO): oxidoreductase activity
Source: RefSeq, a predicted model, not a curated record
AUGGGAGAGGAUCAACCUGAGUAUCACGACGUGAUUGUAAUUGGCGCCGGCGCCGCCGGUCUGCGAUGCGCGAAUCAGUUGGUACACACGAAAGGUGUUGAGGAUGUGCUCGUCGUAGAGGCUUCAGAUCGCAUAGGAGGACGUGUGAUGACCAACACAAGCUUUAUUCCGGGGUUUCACGUUGAAAUGGGUGCUGAAUUCUUGCACGGCGCCAAUACCACACUCACGCGCUUGGCUGAGGAAGCUCACAUUGGGUUGCGCGAGAUCUUUACUUGGGCUCAGCCAAUGACUCGCUCGUACGAGGGAUGA